AUGAGCCCUCGAAAAGACAGACAUUUUGCCAAGACGGAUGCCGAAAGGGUUCUAGGAAAUAAAAAGGGUGAGCUUACCAAGGGGUCACACAGAGCCGAACUGCAUUUUGAAAUGCCUGAAUACAUCUGGCUUUCUAAUCUUAACGGGAACAUACACAUUCCCGAGCGAUUGUUGUCUUUAUUGAACGAGGAAGACCAGGAUAUUCCCGAUGAGGUUAAAGAGUUUACAUAUGUACAGCAACUUGACAAGAAUUUACUUUCGCGGACUUCUGUUAUUGGUCUAGGGUUUGGGUUGAUGAGUCCCGUACUUGGUAUGAGCACUACUAUGAGUAUUGGAUUGCUAAAUGGUGGAUCUCCAUCGAUAAUAUUUGGGUAUCUGAUAUGUGGGAUAAUGACGUGGAUUAGUUCACUGUCGCUCAGUGAGAUAGUCUCGAAGUACCCCAUAGAACUUCACGGUGCAGCGGCCAUGCUUGCGCCUGGCAGACUUCGGUUGCGUAUGUCUUGGUACUGUGGUUGGCUAAUGUUGUUUGGAAGUUGGACGAUGAGCACUAGUAUUACGUUUGCGGGUGCACAAUUGAUUAUUUCUUUGCUGACAAUGACUAAUGAAUCUCUGAUAGACUCCCGGUGGUUGACGUUAUGGACUGUGCUAAUGUUUUAUCUCAUUGUGACUGUGGUUGGAGUCAUUAAUCUAAAAUUUUCAAGUUUCAUUGAAACUAUCAAUAAGGUCUGUGUUUACUGGAUCUUAUAUGCGAUAUUAUUCACAAGUACACUUCUCCUAUUAUUCCAACCAAACCAUAGAUCAUUCAAGGAUGUCUUUACCAAAUUCGAUAAUAGUUUGUCGGGGUAUAGUUCUAUGGCCUUGUCAUUUUUAAUUGGAGGGUUUCAGCAAUCUAAUUUCACUUUCCAAGGGUUUGCGAUGUUAUCGGCAUUAUCUGACGAAACUGAGAAACCAGAGAAAGAUAUUCCUUACAGUAUGACACGCUCUGUGAUAAUCUCACUAGUUUCCGGACUAUUUUUCUUGAUCCCAAUGAUGCUCAUUCUACCUGAUGUCUCUGAGGUAAUGAAUCAUGAAGGUGUCAUGCCCAUCGUGCUUAUCUUCACAAAAUCUACUAAAUCGUUAUUCGUUUCCAUCUUCCUUGUUCUAUUGAUCUUGGGAAACCUAUUGUUUUCAGGUAUUGGCUCGGUGACUACAUCUUCAAGAGCACUGUACAGUUUAAGCCGUGAUCGUGGUAUUCCAUAUCAUCACCUCUGGACUUAUGUGGAUCCUGCGUCAGAAUCUAAGGUCCCUAAAUACUCCGUCAUGUUGUCUAUGGGAGUUUCAUAUGUAUUGGCACUCUUAGCUUUAAUAUCAACGGCCGCAUUCAAUGCAUUUGUCGGGUGUGCUGUCCUAUGUUUGUGCUCUGCGUCAAUGUUACCGAUCUUAUUAUCGUUAUACCAUAGAAGAAAAUUGGUGAAAGGUUCAGCAUUCAGAAUUAAAUACAGGUUAGGUUACAUCACGAACUGUCUCACCGUAAUAUGGUUACUGUUUACUAUGGUUAUCAUCAGUUUACCGCAAAAGGUUCCAGUCACUUUUAGAAGUAUGAACUAUUCAAGCGUUGUAUAUUUCCUUUUCAUGAUUAUGGUCACUGUCCUUUACGAUAGAUGGGGCAUAUAUAAUUUCCGUGCACCAUUGGUGGGAGAGUAA
Messenger RNA from Kluyveromyces lactis, 1683 nucleotides. RefSeq names its product Tpo5p (gene TPO5). The transcript has a single exon. NCBI's taxonomy places the organism in Eukaryota, Fungi, Ascomycota, Saccharomycetes, Saccharomycetales, Saccharomycetaceae. The record is from RefSeq and is a predicted model, not a curated record. Gene Ontology annotation, biological process: transmembrane transport. The coding region runs from base 1 to 1683 and encodes 560 amino acids. Gene Ontology annotation, cellular component: membrane.